Messenger RNA from Pogoniulus pusillus (Red-fronted tinkerbird), 3382 nucleotides. It is a transcript of the gene STAT6, whose product is annotated as signal transducer and activator of transcription 6. The transcript has 22 exons. The record is from RefSeq and is a predicted model, not a curated record. NCBI's taxonomy places the organism in Eukaryota, Metazoa, Chordata, Aves, Piciformes, Lybiidae. Gene Ontology annotation, molecular function: RNA polymerase II cis-regulatory region sequence-specific DNA binding; DNA-binding transcription factor activity, RNA polymerase II-specific. The coding region runs from base 238 to 2769 and encodes 843 amino acids. Gene Ontology annotation, biological process: defense response; cytokine-mediated signaling pathway; response to peptide hormone.
CCGUGUUCAGUGCUGCCGCGGCCCCCCCCACCCUGCCCGCACGUCUCCUCCCCCUUCCUGCGCUCGGCGCUUCCCGCCGGAGCGGGACAGCCCCGGAGCCGGUGCAGCCGCGCCCGCCGCCGCCGUUACCGCCGCCAUGGAGUGAGGGCCUGCGGGCUCAGCCCGGCCCGGCCCGGCCGCCCCCCGCCCGUCCGCUCGUCCUCCAGCGGCAGCUCCCCUCAGGUGGCUGUUGCCAAGAUGUCCCUCUGGAGCAUCGUGUCCCACCUGCCAGCAGAGCAGUUCAGUGGCCUCUUCACCGAGUUCCCCCGCAGCCUGCGCUGCCUCCUGGCCGACUGGCUGGAGAACCAGCCCUGGGAGUUCAUCAGUGGCUCCGAUACCUUCUGCAGCAGCGUGGCCCAGGGGCUGCUCUCGGCCAUGCUGGAGAAGCUCCGCAGCGCCUCCAGCGAGGGCCAGCAGGGUCAGAUCCUCCAGCAAGUCAGCAGCAUCGAGAAUGCCUACCGGAGGGACCCGCUGCGCUUGGUGGCUGUGCUGAAAGCCAUCCUGGAGGGCGAGAAGGCUGCUGUGCUCAAGAGGGACCACCACCUGCCCCUCAGCUUCCACCGGCGCCAGGAGGAGCUGAAGUUCGCCCUGGGGCUGCAGCGGCUGCAGCAUCGCAUCCAUGAGAUCCAGGCGCUGCGGGAUGGCCCCAAAGCCUCUCCGCAGCUGAAAACAGAAACGAAGCCCCUGGAUGAUCUGCCCACCCUGAUCCUGGAGGCUGUGAAGGAGCUGGAGGCAGCCAAGCAGCAGGUCCUGAAGAGAAUCCAAAUCUGGAAGAGGCAGCAGCAGCUGGCAGGGAAUGGGGCCCUCUUCGAGGAGAACCUGGCACCACUGCAGAAGAGGUGCGAGAGCCUGGUGGAGGUUUACUUCCAGCUGCACCAGCAAGUGACAGCAGCCAGCACAGAGCUGGGGCCUGAGCUCCAGUCCAGGCUCCUGGAGAGGUUCAGCGAGGUCCUGUCCAGCCUGGUCAAGAGCUCCUUCCUGGUGGAGAAGCAGCCCCCACAGGUGCUGAAGACCCAGACCAAGUUCCAGGCGAGCGUCCGGUUCCUGCUGGGCCCUCGGCUGCUGAAGGCUUCGGCCAAGCCCUACAUGGUGCGGGCAGAGAUGGUGACGGAGAAGCAGGCACGGGAGCUGGCACUCAGUGCCUGCAGCAGUGCCCUGAGCGAGAGCACAGGGGAGAUCAUGCACAAUGUGGUGGCUCUGGAGACCAACCCCACCAGCAGCACCUGCUGUGCCAACUUCAAGAACGUGCUGCUGAAGAAGAUCAAGCGCUGCGAGCGGAAGGGCUCCGAGUCGGUGACGGAGGAGAAGUGUGCGGUGCUGUUCAGCACCAGUGUGGCACUCAGCCCUGGCAACCUCUCCAUCCACCUCCAGGCUUUGUCUCUGCCCAUCGUGGUCAUCGUGCACGGGAACCAGGACAACAAUGCCAAGGCCACGGUGCUGUGGGACAAUGCCUUCUCUGAGAUCGACCGGGUGCCCUUCGUGGUGGCCGAGCGGGUGCCCUGGGAGAAGAUGUGUGACACCCUGAACCUCAAGUUCAUGGCAGAGGUGCAGACCACGAAGGGGCUGCUCAAGGAGCACUACUUCUUCCUGGCCCAGAAGAUAUUUAACGACCACAGUGCCAGCUUUGAGGACUUCCAGAGCCGCAGCGUCUCCUGGGCCCAGUUCAACAAGGAGAUCCUUCCUGGUCGGGGCUUCACCUUCUGGCAGUGGUUUGAUGGAGUCCUCGACCUCACCAAGCGGUGCCUCAAAAGCUACUGGUCAGACCGGCUGAUCAUCGGCUUCAUCAGUAAGCAGUACGUCUGCAAGCUGCUGAGCACGCAGCCCGACGGCACCUUCCUGCUGCGCUUCAGCGACUCGGAGCUGGGCGGCGUCACCAUCGCCCACGUCAUCCGCGGGCAGGACGGGUCCAGCCAGGUGGAGAACAUCCAACCCUUCUCUGCCAAGGACUUGUCCAUCCGCUCCCUCGGGGACCGCAUCCGCGACCUGGGGCAGCUCCGCAACCUCUACCCCAACACCCCCAAGGACCAAGCCUUUGGCAGUCACUACAACAAGGAGCAGAUGGGCAAGGAUGGCCGCGGCUACGUCUCUGCCACCAUCAAGAUGACAGUGGAAAGUGAAAGGGACCAGCAGCUCCAGAGCGCUCCAGGGGCACCCCCAGAGCCCACCCCAGUGUUCAACCUGCCCCUGCUGCAGCCUGAGAGCCUGCAGUCAGUUCUCAGCCCAAUCUGCCCCUCUGCUGCUUUCUGCCCCCAGCCUGUCCCUGUAGGCUACCCCUCAGCUGAGGGCAACAUCCCUAUGAUGAUCUCCAAAAGCCUUGGAUCCUUCCCCAGCACCUCACCGAUGCUCUCCCCGCCCCUGGUGCCAGACCCAGCACUGCCACAGCACCCAGACCUCAGCUUCAGCAACCCAAUGUCCUUCAUGCCCAACCAGUACAUGAGAGAGGAGGCCCCACAGAUGCUCCCUGGGGCCCCCUCGCAGGAGCCUCCUGAUGAGGAGAUGCCAGAGCUGCCCCCGUUCGCCAUGGACCCCCCACUGCAGAGCUCCCCAAGGUGGAUGCCACCCAGCAUGGAUCUAGCACCAGGCCCAGACCUGGACUCGUUCUUGGACAUCCCCUUGUGCCCCCCCUUCAUGCCCUCCCCGCAGCGCAGUGCAUACCCCAGCCCCAGCACCGCUUCCUGGGGGCUGGGGGAGGCUCGGUGGGACGACAGUGCCCGGCCAGGGCAUGCCUGAGGGGGCUCUUGGGGGGAGGGGGGAGUACAUUGGACUGUGACCCCCCCCACGCACACAGCCUUGUCUGGGCUGAAGCUCUGGUAAAAGAGGGGGUUGGAAUUUUGGAGGGAAUAGCACUUUGGGCAACACCCCCUCCCCCCCCCCCCCCAGUGUGUAAAUGCAGCAUUUUGGAGCACACAGCUGCUGCUGGGGUCCACAGUGAGGGAGUGAAGGCAUUGGGGGGGUGCCCACAGUCAAGCAUGGUGCCCUCAGCCCACACCAUGAGUCAGAAGCGGGGGCAGGAGGCAGCAGCGGGCAACAUGCUGGGGGGUGGAGGUGCCAGGGCUUGGGGUUGGGGGGGGUGGGCACCAGGACUCCCUGCAGUGGUUGGAGGAUGGGGUGGGGGAGGACAACGCACACAUGGACCCUUCACACACCCACAGCUGGCACUUGCUUUGGGGUAGGUGAGGUGCCAGCCCCUUCCCUCUUCCCGGAGUGGGCCUGUGAUAGGGAGCCUGGGAGGUGGGGGGAGAGGGCGGGGGGGGGGGGGGGGGGGAGGGGCAGGAAAAUAAGCCAUAAAAUAAAGUUUUAUUCCAAAAUAACAAAAUAAAUAAUCUACUGUACACAGUACAAA